ACCAUGGACCAAGGCAACAUGACUCUCCCACCAACCACUGGGGCAAAUUCCAGCCAGACCCCAGCAGCUGUGAGCGCCACUCACCUGGCUGCGGCCGUGUUGCUCUUCACCACCUUCCUGGUGGGUGUGGUGGGGAACGGGCUGUACCUGUGGGUGCUGGGGCUGAAGAUGAGGAUGAUGGUGACCAUGCUCUGGUUCCUCCACCUUGUCUCCUGCUACCUCCUCUUCACCCUGCUGAUCCCCUUCUUCAUCGUCUCCCUCCUCAUGGGUUUACACUGGGUCUUCAGCACGGUCGUGUGCAAGAUCCUCAACACCUGCAUCUCCAUGGACAUGUUCUCCUCAGUCUUCCUUCUCACCCUCAUCAGCCUCGACCACUACACCGUCACUCACCAUCCCAUCUGGUGCUGGCAUCACCGCACCAUGUCCUGGGCUGGGAAGCUGGUUGUGGGUGUGUGGCUGGCAUCCUUUGGUCUCAGCGCUCCCUACCUGGCUUUCCGGGAGACCCAGGUGGUGCAUGGGGGCAGAACCACCUGCAUCAAUAAUUACACCCUCUCCAGAGACUGGAACGGAGCUGAGAUGCAGGAGCUGGGGAGAUGGAUCCACCUGGCUGUUUUUACAGUCCGGGUCCUGCUGCGCUUCCUACUGCCCUUCCGCACCAUUGUGGGAUGCUAUGUCCGUGUAGGGCUGAAGAUGAAGGAGAAGAAGCUGGCAUGGUCUGGGAAGCCCUUCAAAGUCAUGGUGACCACGGUGGUUUCCUUCUUUCUUGGCUGGCUGCCCUACCACCUCCACCAUGGCUUGAAGCUCUACAAGAAGGAGGUGCCAGCGUUGGUGACGGGUGCCGUCUUGGUCAUUUACACCUUUACAUCAUGUUUCAAUGCCUGCUUCACCCCCAUCCUCUAUCUCUUCGUGGGGGAGAAGUUCUGGCAGGUCUUCAGGAAGUCUCUUCUCACUCUCGUCAAAGCAGCUUUUGUCAACGAUCUCGCCAGCAGUGCUGCCGAGUCUAGUGAAAGACAUGGGUCAGAAGUCGAGAACACAAAACAGGUUAUGGCCUGA
Caretta caretta (loggerhead turtle) is the source of this 1053-nucleotide messenger RNA. RefSeq names its product putative G-protein coupled receptor 33. Lineage: Eukaryota; Metazoa; Chordata; Testudines; Cheloniidae. Gene Ontology annotation, biological process: inflammatory response; positive regulation of cytosolic calcium ion concentration; phospholipase C-activating G protein-coupled receptor signaling pathway. Gene Ontology annotation, cellular component: plasma membrane. The record is from RefSeq and is a predicted model, not a curated record. Gene Ontology annotation, molecular function: complement receptor activity; G protein-coupled receptor activity.